Messenger RNA from Myxocyprinus asiaticus (Chinese sucker), 3531 nucleotides. It is a transcript of the gene ephx2, whose product is annotated as epoxide hydrolase 2, cytoplasmic. Lineage: Eukaryota; Metazoa; Chordata; Actinopteri; Cypriniformes; Catostomidae. Gene Ontology annotation, cellular component: peroxisome. The transcript has 20 exons. The record is from RefSeq and is a predicted model, not a curated record. Gene Ontology annotation, molecular function: magnesium ion binding; lipid phosphatase activity. Gene Ontology annotation, biological process: phospholipid dephosphorylation; cholesterol homeostasis. The coding region runs from base 217 to 1890 and encodes 557 amino acids.
UUUAACGAACUUUCGUCCAGUGAGAGGCUGUUCCUGGGUUUAUAAACAGAUAGUGAGAUACUGUUCCUGGGUUUAUAAACGGGCAGACUCCGUCUUGUAUUACAACAUUAGUUAUAGAAGUUGACAACUGUAGUGAGUGCUGUUCAUCGAUCUUCCAGAUCCAAAGCGUCAGACCCAAAGCGUAGAGAAGUCUGACUUGAACAUAAGAGUUUUCCAAUGAAGAAGGCAGUUUUGUUUAGUUUAUGGGGUGGUGUUGUGACCCCUCACCUUUCCAAGACUUUUCAGAAAUUUGAGGAAACCCAUAAUAUUCCAAGGGGUUUAUUAGAAAAUGUAAUUGCAACACCUGGCAGUAAGAAUGCUCUGUAUCGUGCAGAAAAAGGCAAGAUUACUCUGACUCAGAUGAUUCCAGAGUUUGAAGCUGAAAGUCAGGAGGUGGCAGCCGAUCAGUGUUUGUCUUUACCUGCCCAGUUCUCAGCUGAGAAACUUUUCGAUGAAAUUAGGCAGGUGGAAUUCAACAAGCCAUUUCUUGAUGCUGCAGCUGUGCUUCGUCGCCACGGCAUUGCCACCUGUGUCUUGGCCAAUAUCUGGGUGGAUGACACUGCUCAAAGAGCCCGUAUCGCUAGGAUUGUCUCUGUUCUGGAGAGCCGUUUUGACCUGGUUGUUCUAUCUUGCCAUGCUGGUGUCAGAAUCCCUGAACCUGAAAUCUUCAACAAUGCUCUCGAGAAACUAGAUGUUAAACCUCAAGAAGCGAUCUGGCUGGAUGUUGGAGAAGAAAGUAUCAAGGCAGCUGAAGGUUUGGGAUUGACGGCUGUUCAGAUCGACGACAUCACUGAGGCUCUUAAAGAAAUCAAGAAGCUUACAGGAAUAGAGGUCAUCAAUGAUGUUCAGCCAAUGGUUUGUGAUCCUGAAAAGGUCACCCAUGGAUAUGUAAAUAUUAAGCCUGGGGUGAAGAUCCACUAUGUGGACAUGGGAGAUGGGCCAUCUGUUCUCCUUUGCCAUGGGUUCCCUGAAAGCUGGUUCUCCUGGAGGUAUCAGAUUCCAGCUCUGGCUGACGCUGGUUUCAGGGUUCUGGCUCUUGACAUGAAAGGUUACGGUGACUCCACUGCACCACCAGACAUUGAGGAAUACUCUCAAGAACAGAUUAUGCUGGAUCUGUUGACAUUUCUGGAUAAGAUGGGCAUUCCACAGGUCACUCUGGUGGGUCAUGACUGGGGUGGUUCUCUUGUGUGGAACAUGGCUCAGUACCAUCCUGAGAGAGUGAGGGCUGUGGCAUCUCUCAACACGCCCCUUUUUCCUGUGGAUCCAAAAACCAACCCAAUGGAGAAACUCAAGGCCAUGCCAAUCUUUGACUACCAGAUCUAUUUCCAGAAGCCUGGUGUUGCAGAGGCAGAAAUGGAGAAAAACCUUGAGCGAACCUUUAAACUGAUGUUUUAUGCAAGUCACGAGACUGAUACACAUCCUAAGUUUAGUAGUGCUGGGGUCUGCCAGAGAGGUGGAUUGUUUGUGGGCUCACCCGAUGAUCCGCCCCGCAGUGCUAUUCUGAGCGAGUCUGCUCUGCAGUACUAUGUUCAACAGUACACCAAGAGUGGCUUCAGGGGGCCUCUGAACUGGUACCGUAAUGGGGAGAGGAACUGGCGUUGGAUGUGUUCCAGGCCAAGGGGCAAGAUUAUGAUGCCAGCUUUAAUGGUGACGGCAGAAAAGGACCCUGUACUUCUGCCCGUCUUUGCUACUGGCAUGGAGAAUCUGGUUCCCAACCUCACGAGAGGCCACAUUGAGGAGUGUGGACACUGGACUCAGAUGGAGAGGCCUGCAGAGCUGAAUAAAAUCCUCAUCUCCUGGCUGAAGGAAACGCAUCAGAAAGCCUCAAUCCCAGUUCAUCCGAAGUUAUGAGCCAACAUCAUCUUAAUUUAACUAUAUGAUUGUUGGGCCAGCCCAGCUAACUGCGUACUAAUGUCAUGGCUUGCUAAUUACCUAAUAAUAGACCAUUGUCAUUUCGAGUUGCUUUAGUGAAUUUUAAUGGUCCUUUGCUUCCAAUUAAGUCUUUUACUCUGCAAUAACAAAGAGCAUAGCUCUCAAUUAUGCCAGUUUUUGUAAUGUAAUAACAGCUCAUUUUUGUAAAAGAAAACCAAUAAAGUUUGAUCCUCUGCAUUGUAAUAAACCAAAUCAUACUGAUUUAUAAAAGAGUGUUCAUAACACUAUUGAUAACAACUCAUACUCGAACAAUAGUGUUUCAUUGCCAUCUUUACUUAGUAUCAUUUUUUCAGGGUCAUCAUGAAGAAACCUGAAGUCUCAACGCUUCCACUCUUAACUAGAAUGGUUAUAGGGAUCUCGCUGUCAUUUCCUGAGGCAUAGCUUUGAUUACAGUCACUGUCCUUAAGGACAGAGCUGAUCUCUUUGUUAAAGCAGUAUGAUUGCCUUGACCUGAGAUUACUGUUUUAUAAUGGAGUGUGGAGAGGAAGUAGAACCACUGUGGCUGCUUCAUUACAAAGUAAGAAAUUAUUUCAGAUACAAAGGGGUAAUUUUUUGCAGUAACAAGCAAGUCAAUGUUUCAUAAAGUGAUAUUCAUGCUGCUUUCAUUUAGCCUUGAAAUAUGUUUUAAGUAUCCAUUUUUUUACUGUAACUACCCUAGAAAGGAUUUUUAGGCAAUGUUGAUUCAGGUCAUCAGUAAUGACAGUAUUUUAUUUCUGAAAUUGAGUCUCAUUUGGGUUGAAACAAAUUCUCCUUAAUUGCCAAUGAUAGAUAAUGAUAUCAAUGUGUAUAAUGAUUUCUUUUAGCUGUUUUAGGACAAACACUGUAAAAGAUGUACUUUUAUGCAACCAGAACACCCUAGCAACUUAGUAACGCACUAAAAACCACACAGAACACCUAACAACAUGCUGAAAAACACAAAGUACACCUGUGCUGAAAACCACAAACAACACCUAGCAACAUAUUAAAAACUACAAAAAACAACUAGCAACAUGCUAAAAACCACAAAGAACACCUAACAAAAAACUAAAAACCACAAAGAGCACCUAGCAACAUGCUAAAAACCACACAGAACAAAUAGCAACACACUAAAAACCACACAGAACCCCUAGCAACAUGUUAAAAACCACACAGAACAAAUAGCAACACGUUAAAACCACAUUGAACACAUAGCAACAUGCUAAAACCACACAGAACAAAUAGCAACAUGUUAAACACCACAAAGAACACAUAGCAACAUGCUAAAAACCACACAGAACAAAUAGCAACAUGUUAAACACCACAAAGAACACAUAGCAACAUGCUAAAAACCACACAGAACACCUAGCAACACAAUAAAACCACGCAGGUCCCAUAGCAACAUGCUAAAACACACAGAACAAAUAACAACAUGCUAAAAAUCACAAAGAACACAUAUGCUAAAACCACACAGAAAACCUAGCAACAUGCUAAAAACGCACAAAAAAACACCUAGCAACAUGCUAAAAACCACACAGAACAAAUGACAACAUGCUAAAAACCACACAGAACCCCUAGCAACAUGCUAAAACCACACAGAACAAA